Molecule: messenger RNA, 6385 nt
Organism: Oncorhynchus keta (chum salmon)
Lineage: Eukaryota; Metazoa; Chordata; Actinopteri; Salmoniformes; Salmonidae
Product: fidgetin-like
Exons: 3
Coding region: 50-2386 (778 amino acids)
Molecular function (GO): microtubule severing ATPase activity; ATP binding; ATP hydrolysis activity
Source: RefSeq, a predicted model, not a curated record
AUUCCAACAUGGCAGUGACUGUGGUCAGUGUUGCCUGCGCUAACUUGGAAUGGUUUUAAAUCCCACGCAGCCUCGCUUAACCCACCGCACAGUCAUUCAUCAGCAAGCUCUACCGUGGAUCGAUGUUGCUCUAACCCCAGAGGUCGACCUGUCGCACAUACAGCGAGAAAUGAUCAGUAGCAGCAGCGUCUAUGGCCUAAAGAUGCAGUGGACCCCAGAGCACGCGCAGUGGGCGGAGCAGCACUUUGACAUCACCUCCACCACGCGCUCGCCGGCCCACAAGGCCGAGGCUUACCGGGGCCACCUGCAGCGCGGCGGCAGCACCUACCAGUACGCCUGGGCCAACGACGACAUCUCUGCACUCACCGCCUCCAACCUGCUCAAGAAGUACGCUGAGAAGUACUCUGGCAUCCUGGAGAUGCCCAGUGAGAGGGCCCUGCUGAACUCCUACGCCGAGGCCGGGAUGAACGGCAGAAAGGGGGAGGGCGAGGCCUGGCAGGAGGGGGUAUACUGCGUCCCCGAGGGGAUGUCCAUGAGGAAAGGAGGGGUGGCGGCGGAGGUGGCUGGUAUGUGCAGCUCGCCAUCCCCGGGCCUGGCCUCCAGCGGCCUGACAGAGCCUGGUUAUUCCAGCAGCAGCUGUGGUAGUCACACCGCCACGGCCCUCCACUCCUCUGCAGGCUCCUCUCAGGAAUACGGCCACAGCUACAGUGGCUCCUACCUGGGCUACAGCUCCCAGGUCACCACCUCCCCGCUGCACAGCUCCGGCGUCUUGCAGCCCCCUCCUCCGCCCCCACAUCCCUCCCUGGUCCCGGCCUACAAUGGGGGAUCCUCCAACCUUUCGUGCUACAAUUACCCACAUGCCGGGUACCCCUCCCAGAGCUCUGUGGGGCCAGGCUACAGCCCUGGGGGAGCCCCCCCUCCAUCCUCCUACCUACCGUCAGGGAUCGCCGCUCCCACCCCCCUGCCCCCCUCCUCCACGCUCCCCGGGUACCCCUACCAGUCGCACAACCUUGGCCCCAUCGCGCCCACUCCUCUGAAUGGCAGCUCGUCCAACUCUCUGAAGAGAAAAGCCUUCUACAUGACAGGGCAAGGGGAGAUGGACUCCACUUAUGGAAAUUUUGUCUACGGCCAGGCGCGCAGCACCGCAGAGAGCCCCAUGUACAGGGUACCGGACAGCAGCAUCUCAAAUGCGGGCGGCGGAGGGAAUGGUUUUGACAGGAACGCUGGCAAGUCAUCUUUGCCGUUUAAUACCCAAAAGCAGCCCAUGGUCUCUGAGCAGUCUGCGGGUGGAGCCCUCACCCCUCCGUCCUAUGCCUCCACUCGGGGUGGCUCGCGCUCAACCGACUCCCUGGGCAGCUUCACCUCUCCCUCCCUGAGCGACCAAGGGGACGAGCACCGCCUGCACCUCUCCCACCUCUCCCUGACGGGGGCGACCUCAUCCUCCCGGCCCGCUGAGGAGCAGCUGAAGAGCAGCGACCCCCACCUCCUGGACAUGGUGACCUCUGAGAUCCUGCAGCAGGGACCCCCAGUGGACUGGAGUGACAUUGCAGGCCUGGAGCUGGCCAAGGCCACUCUGAAGGAGGAGGUUCUCUGGCCCAUGCUACGUCCAGACAUGUUCAGCGGCCUAGGUUCGGCCCCGAGGUGCGUUCUACUGUUCGGCCCCAGAGGAACGGGCCGGACGUUGCUGGGCCGCUGCAUGGCAAGCCAGCUGGGGGCACCCUUCCUGCAGCUCAGAGGCUCCACCUUGGCCACCAAGUGGCUGGCAGAGGGUGACAAGAUCCUGCGGGCCUCCUUCCUGGUGGCGCGCUGCCGCCAGCCCUCAGUGCUGUUCAUCAGCGACGUGGACAUGCUGCUGUCGGCCCAGCUCAACAACGAGAGCCCCGUUCACCGCCUCAAGGCCGAGCUCCUGGCCCAGCUUGAUGCGCUGCUCCUGGGGCCGGCCGAUGACUCCAACAACCACGUCCUGGUGGUCUGCUCCACCAGCAAGCCCCAGGACAUGGACGAGGGGCUGCGACGGUACUUUGGACGGCGGGUCCUGGUGCCGCUGCCGGACGGUUCGUCCCGCCACCACAUGCUGAGCCAGCUGCUGUCCCAGUCCCAGCGCAAGUACUGCCUCAGUGAGGAGGAGCUGGUGCUGCUGGUCCAGCGCACCGAGGGCUUCUCCGGCCUGGACGUGGCAAGGCUGUGCCAGGAGGCCCUGGUGGGCAUGCUGCACACCUCCUCCCAAGGCCUGGACCUCUCGGUGAGCAUCAUGCCCACGGGCCAGAUGCGACCCCUCACCUACCAGGACUUUGACAGUGUUUUUUGCAAAUUCCAGCCCAGUAUAUCGCAGAAAGAGAUCGACACGUACACCGAGUGGAACAAAAUGUUUGGAUGCGGUCAGUGAACCUCGGGGGGAAAGUCCUCAAGAAAGAGGCGUUGGGAAUUCUUUGACCUGGCUGUGGUGCUAACCAGAGAGGAAGGCACACAAAAGGGGUGACGUAAACCCCCCACACGUGAGACCUGACACCAGAGGUGGAGAAACAUCAAGAGACUUGGUUGGAGUGAUACCUGAUGGUUUUGCAGGUAACGAGCAGAGAUUUCAUUAGGAUGCUUGACGCUGCUAAAGUCAGGCAUAGUUAUACACAUUAAGAAGGGGUCAACUUGAGAAGAGACAGAGGAGGACCGUGUGUAUAUAUACAUUUGUUGUUGUCCCCUAAAAAUGUAGUUGGCUAACCAAGUGCCUGUAGUGGUGCUUUCUUAAUUAUAAUUUCUUUUUUUUUAUGUAUAAUGAUUUUGUUUGCCUCACAAUCUACAUUAAUGGCAUGUGCUGAUAUUAUGAGCUUUAAACUUCAACAGCAAAAUUAAAAUUAGAGUUGCCAUUUUCUCCUGCCAUUUCACCAAGUAUCAACAGUAUUCCUCAGGGGGUGACAGGAAUUUGGACCCCCGAUCCAUACACUUCAUCUCUGAUCCUCUGUCUGCAAAAAAAACUCAGGAAAGUGUUUGUGAAUUGUACAGUACCUCAGCGUCAUCACCACACAAAAGCACUACAAUCCUCUGAGAGUAUUAAGACCAAGAUUUUUGUCAUUUAUAUAAUAUCUAGAGAAACAGUGUUAGGUUUACCUCGAACCUUCUAGGGGAGACGGUCAAGGAGAUGAAAAUGAAUGUAACCAGAUUUAGUUCUGGAACGACGGGACAAAUAAGUCAAUAUGAAGAUUUCUCUUUUUCUUUUCCGAAGGCGCUUAAAUGAAGAAUUUGGCGAUGAGUUCAGUUUCCAUUUGAAGGUUUUUAGAAAAUGCGAUGCCCGAGUGUGUUUUUCUGAUCCCGAGUUAUUAUUGAAUUGAAUCAAGAUUGAUUGAAUCAAGAGAGUUGUUCCCCUGAUGUUUUAAGGGGGCGCUGAUGACCACGUAUAGUGGCUUAUGUGAAUGUUCGGGGAAGGUGGUCAACACCGAACAACUCUUUAGAUGGAACGAUGAACUUCAGUUGCUAUUGUGUGUUAUCACAGGAAGCCAUAGAAUUACUGUAAUUGACGAUGAAGCAGGAACGCCACCAAAUGAAAAAAAAAGCAAACGGUGCCGUGACACAGUGUGUGAUUCCGUAUUUCCCAAAAUAAAAUGCAACUUUAAGAUCACAUACUUUCUGUUCUACCUCAGUUGGUUUCAACUCAUCUAGGAGGCAGCAGAACAGUCGGGGGACAGCCUCAGAUCCAAAAUGGCCAAAUGCUAAUUAUUGCUAUAUGUCAGCCAGUCGAGUCGGUUUGAAUGAGAAAAGGCUGCCAGCUUUAUUCAUCACCGAGGUCAGAGGUUCAGCACCAGGGGCUCAAUUCCAAACCUGUUUUCAGUUCCUUACCAGAGGUCCUCAUUGGCUUAUCCAGGUACAGAUCUGAUGUGAUAAGACUGUCCACAACACUAUGGCUAUAAUGAUUGAACUCUGGAAUGCUCUGGAGAUUUUUGGUCAUGUUGCUAACACCCAUCCAGUUGUGUCAUAUCUGCAAGGAGACUCAACAAGGGCUUGCGGGUAGGAGCUUGGUAUUGUUUAAGGUAUUUGGCCAAUCGCAUCCUCAUUGUAUUGUUUGUACACACAUUACCCCAAGCACAUGGUCAGGGUGGAUAUACCACUAAUUGGACACUCAUCCUGGCUCUUAAAGGCCCAGUACAGUCAAAAACGUGAUUUCCCUGUGUUUUAUAUAUAUUUCCACACUAUAAGGUUGGAAUAAUACUGGGAAAUUAUGAAAAUUAUGACAGCACACCACUCAGACCACUCCCAGAAUGUCCUAGCAAAACUAUUGCUUUAGAAAUUGCCCUUUGCCAUUUUAAUUGAAAGCAAUCGCAGUGAGGUACUUCAAUGUUUCCCAGAAAGGAUUUGAUAUUGAGAUAAAAACAGCUGCAUUGCACCUUUAAGAAACGUUCAGUCAGUCUGCUGUGGUCAGUUCCAAAAGACCCACAGAACAGUGAUUCAUAGCUCAUUGUGUUGCAUUUGAAUGGAUUUUGUAGCUCUUCUUUUGUUCUCUGUGCGUGACUGUUGCUAUGCGUGUUGCGGUGUUGAUGUACCUACCGUAGGUGUAUUAUUAUUAUUAUUGUACAACAGCUGCACUCUCGCAUUCCUUUGUGUGUAUUUUUUGUUUUGGUGUUCAUAAUCACGGGUUUGCAAUCCCCGAGCACUGAGAUUGCCAGUCCUAUGUUGCUUGCCUUUACGUUUUGGUUUUUGUUUUGUCAUCUUGUGACCAGUGUAACGUUUAUCUCUUCCUAUGAUUGGUAUUAUUUCCAAUUCUAGUUUGCAUACCUUUUCCAUUUUAGCACUCGAUGGGAUUUAGAUGGAACUUGCCGCGACUGCACAUUGCACUCGUUUACCACGACGUCUCGGCUAUUUAAGAUUGAACACUUCUCCAAUUUCUCUCACUCGGGUAGAUUAAAGGGUGGAUCCACGGAAGUAACACGGCCGUAAUAUAACCGCUUACAUGGCUUUUGAAACUUUGACUCAAAUUAUACUUCACUCAUAUAAAACGAUAUUGGCAGGUGGGUGAAAUGUACAAUGCUCCACACGAACAAACCUUAGAACACAAAACAUCCACGUCAACUUCUCCGAUUUAGUUCACCUCUGGAGUUACUUAAGAUUGACCUGAAUGCACUUUCACAUACCUUCAAUCCAUCGGAAUGUUCAGAUGUUUCACAAACUUGAUACAGUGCUAACAGACGGAUGCUCACAGCCUGAGUGUGCUGUAUGUGUUCGAAGCUCAUUACUCGGAGGCUUGUUCUGGAAAUAGAAAAUGGAGUCUCGCUCCCUACUCCUUGACCCACAGCCCAGGCGUGUGAAUCUCACUUCUCCACUCACUCUCACUGAGGAGAGGAAAGGACACGCUGAGGUGUGUGUGUGUGUAUGUGUGUAUGUACGUGUGUGCGUGUGUGUGUGUGACAGUGUCAACAGCACAUGGAAACUGCAGUGCAGUCUGUCAACUGACCACAACGCGGUCUAUCCCAUAAUUCAGUCUGCCCUCUAAACUGAAACCUACUGAUGUACUUGAGAGCACGAAAAGCCCAUUCCUUCACAUAUACGGUACUUUCGAAAACAACCAAAUCACUUGAAUUGUACUAUCCAACCAAUCUUCUUGUCUUUGUUGUGUUGCUAUGUACUUUUCUCUCUGCUUCUUUUUUUCUUUGUACCAGAACUGGCAAACAAUGUUAUUGGUGGUUUCUGUGUUUGUUUAUUUUUUUCCCCCGCUUUCUAUUCAAUCAUUUUAUUAUAGUGUUCUUUGAGACAUUUCUACCUCAUGGCUACAUAUUACACAUGUAGUAUUUCAUUUAUGUCUUCUGAAUGUCCUACAAUUUGUUGACAAAUCGAACAAAUGAAAAAGAAAAAGCGAAGUGGGUGGGGAGCAGGAAAUCACAGGUCCUUGAGCUUGAGUCUACCUCAGAGGCACUGAGCAGAGGAGAUGGGGGUACAGUCUAACGUGUGUCUGACAAAACUGGAUGCACACUCACUCAAGACUCCGAGCGACAUACAGAUAGACACACAACACCCGCAAGGGAACAUUUCUGGUGGACUGGAGGAAACUGCUGGACAUUGCAGGUCCUCUCCGAGGUUUCUCUUGAUGCAUAAUCCAAUGCGUUGCUUUAAUCUUUGGUGAGCUGUAGUUGUGUGAUUGUGUAUAUUACGUGGGCACACAUGAAAAUGAUUUGGUUUGUGUGGGAUUUUAUAUAUAAUUAGUAUAUGUAAAACACACUUGCACAAAACUUUAACUGAGUGUAACGUGUUUCUGUUGUACAUAUUUAUAUACAUAAAUAAAUACAAAAUGCACCACAUACAUGUUUAUAUGUGUGAAUAUGUUGCCAUACUUGCAGUCGACUUCAAUGUAUUUUCAUGUAAUCUGUCUGAGGUACAAAAGACAACAACUGAUUCAUUAAAGAUG